Molecule: messenger RNA, 995 nt
Organism: Aphidius gifuensis
Lineage: Eukaryota; Metazoa; Arthropoda; Insecta; Hymenoptera; Braconidae
Gene: mbf1
Product: endothelial differentiation-related factor 1 homolog
Exons: 4
Coding region: 211-654 (147 amino acids)
Cellular component (GO): nucleus
Molecular function (GO): DNA binding
Source: RefSeq, a predicted model, not a curated record
UUGAAGUUUUUAUAUUACCACAGCCUCACGCCGAAAUAAAAAAAUAAAAUAUAUAUAUAUAGAAGUUAAUACGUAUCUAAAAAAAUAAUUACAUUAAAAGUUUUAUCCAUACGAUUUGUGGCAAAAUUUUAAUUGUUAGUUAAAUUCAAAAAGAUAUCCUUGAAUAAUUAAUUUUUUGUCAAUUUAAAAAAUUAUACAUCACCAUCAAAAAUGUCAGACUGGGACACAGUACCAAUUACCCUGCGAAAAAAAGCUCCAAAAGGCUCAGUCAUGAAGUCUGAAAAGGCUAUCAAUACAGCUAGACGACAAGGCGUUCCUGUUGAUACCCAAGCUAAAUGGGGUGGUGGUGGUAAUAAGCAACAUGUUACCACAAAAAAUACAGCAAAAUUGGAUCGUGAAACUGAAGAAUUAAGACACGACACAUUGCCACUUGAUGUUGGUAAAUUAAUUCAACAAGGAAGAGGACUCAAAGCAAUGUCCCAAAAAGAUCUUGCUACGAAAGUCAAUGAAAAAGUACAAGUUAUAAAUGACUAUGAAGCAGGCAGAGGUAUUCCAAAUCAACUUGUCCUUGGAAAAAUUGAAAAAGUUCUCGGUAUCAAAUUGCGUGGUAAAGAUCGUGGCCAACCACUUGAAAAAGUACCAGCUAAAAAAUAAUCAUCAAAUUUUUUAAUAAUUAUUUUUGUUUAUUACGGUUCUGGUAGAUGAAAAUGGAAAAAUAAAAAAAAUCGAAAAAAAGCUAAUAAAAAAUGUAAAAAAAAAAAAAAAUGAAAAAAAAAACAAUUAAAAAUUAUCAAAGUAUAAGUUAGAAUUUUCAGUUAUAUUAUCCAGCACCAAUAUUUUUCAUAACUACAAAAUUAAAUCUGUUUUUUUUUUGUUAAAUAAUUUCUCUUCUUCAAUUAUUUAUCUCUUUUUUUUAUACUGAUUAAUUCAAUUGUAUAGUUUAUUAUAAAUAUUAACUUGUUUUAAACACUCUUGCUAACAUUACAAAGAAAAAA